AUGCCCUUCGAUCGCGUCGGUCCUUCGAACACGCCGUACGCCACCCUAGGGUUCGGUACGUACUUUCUAUCCUCCGCCAUUUUGUCUUCCUGGUCCAUUCCUCCGUCCGGCUCGUCCCUUCCCGGAUCGGAGCGGCUCGCUGUCUGUUCCCAUCUUGAUUUGCGCUCCUUUGCCGUCUCUCAGCUCGCCCCCGUCUCAAAUUCGUCGUAUCGGAGCAAGAAGCGCGUUAGGAGCUUAGGGGAUCCUCCUUUUCUCGCCAAUUCUCGCAGCGACCUUCAUGCCACCUUUUUUGCCACCCUUUUUCUCCUGCGAAAGGAGUUCGCUGCGAAAAUUCUUUUUCUCGAGUCGUUCGGUGGGUUCGGGAAGGGGGUCGGCGAGAUCCUCUGGAAGGCGGCGGACGUUCGACAGAACAAGCUGACGCGGGCCCAGUACCUCGAUGAGGUGACUUGGACCACCAAGAACGGGCUAAGGCUGCAGAAACAGCGUAUCUCAGUCGUUCUUCACACGGCCAUCGCAGAGCAGAUUGUGAAUGAGCUUGCCUGCGGCGAGGGCGGUCGAGUGCACGGAGCUAAGUGCCUCACCGUCCUCGCAGGAGUCGCUUAG
Messenger RNA from Emiliania huxleyi CCMP1516, 603 nucleotides. RefSeq lists its product as hypothetical. The record is from RefSeq and is a predicted model, not a curated record. Lineage: Eukaryota; Haptophyta; Isochrysidales; Noelaerhabdaceae. The transcript is spliced from 3 exons. Bases 1 to 603 code for a protein of 200 amino acids.